AUGUAUAAUAAUAUAAGAUUUCAGACAGAGUUCGCCCUAAUAAACCUCUCAGGCACAAUUAUCGAGAAACUCUUUUGGCCACCAUUUCACGGCGCCGGUGGCGCCUCCGUUCGCCGGCGUCGCCUCUGUUUCUUUUCUCUUCUGCUUCUCUUCACUCUGGUCUCAGUCUACUUUAGUUAUUUUAGAGUGUUUGUGUUAUAUUUUCUGUGUUUGGUUCCUUCCCCACCUGAGAUGACUCGUGUGGUCUUCUCUGGCGGUUUGGAUACCACCGGAAUUAUUUGUUUCUCCGGGGAUUCCCGAUCUACAUCUCGUCCAAGCGUUUCCUCCCCUCGCUGCAGGCUCUACACUGGCUCCUUGCUUGUCUCGUACAGAUCUGUGAGCCUUGUCUCCAUCAACGUAACUCAGAGACUCUCAACCGAAGACUUUCGUCGGAUCUCUUCCUCCCUUCCACCGCAAGUCCUCCUUCCGCAUUUAGCUACCGAUGUCCGAACGUCUACUGUCCGUGGGGCUCCACACUUGACCCGCCGUUCAGAUCUGGAAGCAUCUUGGUUUUUAUGGACAAGCUCACCUCGAUUUACAACCACCACCUCCAUCCCGACAAGGUCCUGUUUUGAAAUACUCUACUGUAGAUACGGUGAGGUCCGACGCGCUGACGACCUUUCUGCUCCAUCUCCGAUAGAUGGUGUUGUGAGUCUUGUCGACUCCGGGGAGAAUACCUUAGCAUUAUCUGAGGCGCCGCGCUUCAUAACCGGCCACUGCCCCUUCAACUCCGGCAAGAACUCUAAGCUUUCAAGUCUCCCGAUCAAGCCGUCGUUCAGUUCAAAUCCGAGAAUGUUAAUCUUAUGGGCCUGGCCCUUGUGGCAAAGAUGCAAAGGAUUUCCGGUGGGUUCACCGGGGCCUUUCUCGUACGCUUAG
This is a messenger RNA of Eruca vesicaria subsp. sativa (arugula), 915 nucleotides long. NCBI's taxonomy places the organism in Eukaryota, Viridiplantae, Streptophyta, Magnoliopsida, Brassicales, Brassicaceae. The record is from the annotation of a GenBank genome assembly.